AGGCUAAUUUGUUAACUGUCAUGAUAGACAGACAGCAUGUGUGUUGUCCCAGCCAAAGCCAGAAGUGUUACUAUUUUUUGCUUGGGUUUUUUUUUUAGGUGGCAAUUUCAGUGGAGACCUAAGUAACUCAUGCUGGAAAAACAUUUGUGAAGCAUGUAUUUUCAAAUGGCAGAAGCCUGUGAGGAGUAGAUAGUGCUGGUUUUGUUGGAAACGGAAGGCUGGCUUUGGGCAGAGGUUGGGUGGCUCCUUUGCUCCUUGGCUCUUUUGUUAGGGGGUUGCAGCCUUAGUCCCUAAUGCUAGGCGGGUUGUGUCUCCUUUCCCUCCGCUCUAGCCCCUCAGCAGAAUGCCAUAAAGCUGCAGAAGUACAAAGAUGGCUUUCAGCUGUCUCUUUUGCCUUGUUCCUGUUCUCUGUUAAGUACAUCUCUCUUGUGGUGCAGCAUCUAAACUGCUUGCUAUGGGAAAUACUUUGGAUAUAAAAGUAGGAAAAUUUUGUAGGCUUUUAAGCAUUUAGGAGUAGGUGACUUCAGUAAGCUAAAUCAGUACUCUUUUUACAAUUGAAAUUUUGCAACUGUUGUUUGAGUUUCUUUAUAGAAGUCCUUUAUAUAUCGAAGCUGAUAUCUGCAUAGAAGCAAGAUAACUAGUUGUCCCGAACACAGAAACCAGCAGAAACAAAUGAAAAUGAUACAGUCCUUUGCUGCAGGGGUGGCAGAGGAGCUGGUGGAAAAGCUUUGCUUUAAAUAUUUUUUCAUGCUUUAGGGUAAUAAUAAAUGCUGAUUUGGAGUUGUGGAUUUCAGUAUUGAUGUAGAAUCAAUACAUUUAUAAUGACUAGCUGAAUAUUAAUUAUUCCUGUGUUCUGAUGAUAAGUGGAAGGUUUCAUCAGGUAGAUGAGGGGAAACUCUAGUCAUCAGUUCCCAUGAAACUGAAGCUUCUCUUUAGAAAGAAAAAAAAUCUUUAGGUAGAGCUUUUCCUGCAGGGCCACUCUGUUUCAGUGCAGGUGUUCAGCCUCUCACUCAGGACACCCCAAAAUGCUGCUUGGGAAAGAACCAGCAGCUUGCCUGGGCAUGGGAGCACCCAGGACUGCAGCUGGGGAAAGGGCUCACGGUGCAGAACUCUUGCCUACUGCCACUGAUAAUCCAAAGGGCAGAGCUGCAAUAGAAACCCUUUAGUGUGAUUUUCCUGUGCCCUUAGGUAGUAGGCUUUUAUCGUUCCCAGCCUGGGGCGACAUGGUGGUGGAAUGUCAGCUUUACCAGGCAUCUGCAAUUCCAAAAGAUAAAGCUCCCUAAAUAGCAUCCCAGGAGAGGAGAGGGCUAGGGGGAGUCCCAGCAGCCAGCCAGUGGGUGGGCAGCUGGGCUGGUCCAGCAAGACGUUUCAGUUGCCCAGAAUUUUGCAUUUGUGCAUCUUCCUGAUUUUGUUCACUUUCAGCUUCUGGUUUGUGUCUUUAGUCCGCUGGCUAGUAGGUUUUUCAAGUUUUUAAUCCUUGCAUUUAAAUAAGCUGCAUUUUGCUGAAAAGCUUUACUCCAUACAUGCCUGCACAAAUCUGUUAGCGUGUUUUCCUAAGCCAAAAGCAACGCUAUAGCAGUAUUUUCCCUGCUUUUCACCAAAUGAACCUCAGGUCAUUUCUUAGAUGUUUUCAGUAACGGGAUAGAUGCCUUGAAGUUCUCAUAGAGAGUUAUUAUGGAAUCCUGUUUAGUUCUCUGGCGCUGGAGAUGGGUGACCCUGCUUACGCUAAAGAUAGAUUUCCUGGGCUGCGGGCUGCCUUGCUGGAGCGGUGCAGCUUUGAGCAGAUGGCCAUAAAUGGGGACAGCAACUGGAGCGAGCCGCGUACCUUAGCCCCAGUGUGGAUGGUGUGCAACAGGUGUUUCUGCAGUCGCUACUUGUAAAAACCUUUGCAAGGUGGAAGCAUCGGUUCAUGGAAGUAAUGUGCACUGCACGGAUAAGACAAUUGAAGCUGCAGAGGCCUUGCUUCAUAUGGAGUCUCCUACCUGCUUGAGAGAUGCCAGGAGUCCUGUGGAAGUUUUUGUCCCUCCUUGUGUGUCAACCCCAGAAUUUAUCCAUGCAGCCAUGAGACCCGAUGUGAUCACAGAAACUGUGGUGGAGGUAUCAACGGAGGAGUCUGAACCGAUGGAUGCAUCUCCUGUUCCAACUUCCCCCGAUAUCCAUGAGCCAAUGAAAAAGAAAAAAGCUGGCCGUAAACCAAAGACCCAACAAUCAGCUAUAUCUGAUGGGUCUCCAGAUCUGGGUAUAAAGAAGAAGCCUAGAGAAGGCAAAGGAAACACGACUUACUUAUGGGAGUUUCUUCUGGACCUUCUCCAGGACAAAAAUACUUGUCCUCGAUACAUUAAAUGGACUCAGCGAGAGAAGGGAAUCUUUAAACUUGUGGACUCAAAAGCUGUCUCCAAACUAUGGGGAAAACACAAAAACAAACCUGACAUGAACUAUGAGACUAUGGGAAGAGCUCUGAGAUACUACUAUCAAAGAGGAAUCCUUGCAAAAGUUGAGGGACAGAGGCUUGUAUAUCAGUUCAAGGAGAUGCCAAAAAAUAUAGUUGUCAUAGACGAUGACAAAAGCGAGUCCUGCAAUGAAGACUUGUCAAUGCCUACAGAUGAAAAGUCAUUGGAAAGGGUGUCGUUAUCCGCAGAAAACCUUUUAAAAGCAGCAACCUCUGCACGUGGAGGAAAAAGUUCCUCUCAGUUAAGCUGUACCAGAACAGAAAAAGCAGUCACCAGAGUUGUGAAUAUUGCCUCGCCAGCGCAUGAUACAUCGUCAUCUCGUCCCUCAACUACCACUACUACUGUCCCAGCAACGACAGCUCCCAGGACUGUACGUGUGGCAAUGCAAGUGCCUGUUGUAAUGACCUCUCUGGGACAGAAAAUCUCAACUGUGGCAGUGCAGUCAGUAAACACAGGGUCACCAUUAAUAACCAACACAAGUCCAACAACAGCAACAACUCCAAAGGUAGUAAUCCAGACAAUCCCUACUGUGAUGCCAACCUCUGCUGAAAACGGAGAUAAAAUCACAAUGCAGCCUGCCAAAAUCAUUACAAUCCCUGCCACGCAACUUACGCAGUGUCAGUUACAAACAAAAACGGGCCUGUCUGGGUCAGGAAGUAUUAACAUCGUGGGAACCCCGUUGGCUGUUAGAGCACUAACCCCAGUGUCUAUAGCUCACGGGACACCGGUAAUGAGACUAUCAGUGCCUGCUCAGCAGGCGUCUGGCCAGACUCCUCCCAGGGUGAUUAGUGCAGUUAUAAAAAGUCCAGAAGUUAAAUCAGACACAGCGGCUUUAAAACAGGAACAUGAAGUGAAAACACUGCAGCUGGUAAAAGAAGAGAAGCCGGCAGAUGGAAGCAAGACUGUGACCCACGUAGUGGUAGUUAGCACGCCCUCAGCUAUUGCCCUUCCUGUAACAAUGAAAACAGAAGGAAUCCUAACGUGCGAGAAAUGAAGAAUAGGUUGCUUCCAGCAUGGACUUCUAGACUGUUACGGUUUUGAAUAUACUGACAUAACUGGGGGAGGGAAGUGGAUGUGAUCACCAAGUCGAAAAGGAGAGUUUUGAAAUGUUAAUAAACAUGUUGAAGACUUACUGGAAAAAAAAAUUAUUUUCCCGUGUUUCAGUGGGAAUUGAACCACAUUGAUAUGCUGACAAAAACUGUCUCUUCCAGUUGGGAAACAGCUGAAACAAUGGAGAAGGAAAGAUAGAGGGACUGAAAAGGGACCAAACAGUUCACUACGUUACCUGUUACCAAGUUACACUAAGACCUGGAACACUAAACGAGAGUUGUGUGAGAGGUUUGCCUUGGUUUUUAGUUUUCAGGGGGAGGGGAAAGUCUCAUUGUUACAAACAGCAAAUUUGAUGCAUUUUAUAUGCAUACCAGCAAUUACUACUGUGUGCCCACAGUACUCAACUGGUGCUAUGUGAAAAACUCUGCUACUUAGGUAUUGUAGAAUGUGAAAUAAAGGAGGAGAUUAAAGAGCUUCUAAAAGAAGACAGAGACCUAGAGGGAUUUUUGUAUCAUACAGCUUAAGCAGAUUCAAAAUGAAAGCCUUAGACUGAUUUUCAGUUACCUUUCUUGAAAUAAGCUAAUGGCUUGUUUGUGUAAAGCUUUUUUAUUAAAACAAAUUUUUUUAAAAUCUUGUACCUAGCACAGUAUUGUUAUAGAAUUACAUGUAACAUAUUUUGUAUGGUAGUUAAAAGCCUGUCUAAAUUUCUUAAUUGUGGACAAAAUAGCAGCAGGCUUGCUGCCUUCUGCUGUAACAUGCCUGUGUCUCUCACUUAGCCUUGACAUCUGUGCAUACAUUACAGUUUCAGCUCUACCCUGUCACUUGAAAGGUCACGCCCAGCAUGAGCUUUUGUCAGGUAGUUCUUAACCUGUAAAAUUUUUUUAGUUGAAGUUAAGAGGGAAGUACCAGUGUUCAGAAUGAACUAUAAUAGUUUGUAUAUUCAACAUUUGAAGUAUAUUCUAUUUUGUUGUACUCUUGUUUCAAAGUGUAUUCAAGUAGGUUUUACUGAAAUAUAGAAACAAAAUUUAAUGGU
Messenger RNA from Falco peregrinus (peregrine falcon), 4533 nucleotides. It is a transcript of the gene ELF2, whose product is annotated as E74 like ETS transcription factor 2. Gene Ontology annotation, molecular function: sequence-specific DNA binding; DNA-binding transcription factor activity, RNA polymerase II-specific. The record is from RefSeq and is a predicted model, not a curated record. Lineage: Eukaryota; Metazoa; Chordata; Aves; Falconiformes; Falconidae. Gene Ontology annotation, biological process: cell differentiation; regulation of transcription by RNA polymerase II. Gene Ontology annotation, cellular component: nucleus. The transcript has 7 exons. The coding region runs from base 1969 to 3444 and encodes 491 amino acids.